Molecule: messenger RNA, 1920 nt
Organism: Lutzomyia longipalpis
Lineage: Eukaryota; Metazoa; Arthropoda; Insecta; Diptera; Psychodidae
Product: arrestin domain-containing protein 3-like
Exons: 4
Coding region: 568-1737 (389 amino acids)
Biological process (GO): protein transport
Cellular component (GO): cytoplasm
Source: RefSeq, a predicted model, not a curated record
AAGCUAUUGGAGGCGGACCUUAACAGUAUACACAAAAAGUUAAUCGGCAAAGUUGUUUGCUUAUCGCGCAUAUUUCCUUACUUUUAUUUAUAUAAGCGGUUAUCUAUUUUAUAUUUUAUUUAAGUUAUUUUUUUAUAAGAGUGCAAAACUAGAUAACGUUUAAGUUAUUCAGCAAAAAAUCUUUUUCUUAUUGCAAGAAAUUGAAACUCAUCAGUGUGAUUGGAAUAACAUAGUGCCAAGUUUAGUAUGUAUUAGUGGAAGCUCUCGUAGGGUUUUGCCGCUCUCUCAUGUAAUUCAAUAGUUUUCAGCUCUUCACUAUGAAAAGCAAGUUUUAGAGAACAUUUUUUUUGUUGUUCAAUAAUUGUGGUAUUUUUUUGACGCCGACUCGAGUGUUUCUGCUUUUUUUGGAGUACAGCCUUUUUUUGGCUAACCUUGACGUUCUCAGUGAUUAAUAAAAAAAAAGAAUUGGCUGAAAUUCUUCUUUUUAGCAACUCUGUGAAAAUUGAUUUCUGUGCAUAAAUUAUUUUUUGAGAUUUUUAAAUUAAAUAUUAUUUAUUUAAACACAUCAUGGUUAAUUGUACUAUUAUUUUGGACAAAUAUACAUACAUCGCUGGGGAAGAAGUUACAGGUCGUGUGGAAAUUACUAAUUCCAAUUCCAUUACUAUUCGGAAUAUAUCUCUGGUAAUAAAAGGAAGUGGUAAAGUUGAAUGGUCAGAGUCAGAAUCCUAUACUGAGAAUGGGGAGAGUAAGACUCGCUGGAUUACGUAUUCCUCGCACGAGCAAUAUUUGAACAGUCGAACAAUACUGUAUGGGCAAGUGGAUGGACCAAACAUUAGUUUGCAACCAGGCAAUCAUUCUUUUGAUUUCAAAUGCUUCUUGCCCCCUGAGCUCCCUGGCUCUAUGUUUGGUAGCAAUGGGCGGAUUGACUACAAUGCCAAAGUAAAAUUUGAUAUUCCCUGGAGUCUCGACAAUACUUUCGAAAAAACUUUCAAUGUGGUAACCAGGGUGGACCUCAAUAGCAAUCCAAUCUGGAACAUUGCUGUUGAGAAUGAGAAAGUGAAGAACUAUUGCACAUGGAAAUGUUCCACUUCACCAGCCGUCAUUACGGUUACACUUCCAAAGACGGGAUUUGUAAAGCAUGAAAAACUUAAGAUUUCCGUUCACAUCUCAAAUCUCAGUCAUGUGGAAAUGGAAGGACUCCAGACGAAAUUGGUCAGAACCACCAGAUUCAAGAGUACUACUCCAAGCAGGAAGGAAAAAUCUGAAACCUCCAAAGUAGUCUACAAGAGAUUUGAUUUAAUGUCAAAAUCAAAAGAUCGCGUUAUUGAACUCGAUGCAAGUCUCGAAGUGCCAGAUACUCUAGUAACAUGCGAUCGUUCCGACAUAAUAACCGUUUCAUACGUCGUUGAGGUAGCUGUCUAUGUGUCUGGUUGCCACAAUACUGCUCGUCUCUAUAUUCCUGUAACUAUUGGUUCAAUCCCCAUGGCCCAAAGUAAUGCAGCUUCAAAUCAACAACCAACUCCACAUGCCCCACUUGCUCCAAUGCCCCCAGUAAUGCCCGUUGAUAGUAUGCCAAUUAUGCCACCUUUGCCACCUGGUUCAAUCCCGACACAAACCCCAUAUCCCAGUGCAGUAAAGUCUCCAACCGCGCCAGUUUUAGAUGAAGCAGCUCCACCUCCAUCGUAUUCCGAAGUCGUUUACGGUUGGAAGACAACAAAUGACGCAGACAAAAAGUAGAUUUUUAGGUAUAAAAUAUCUCAGGAAUAUUUAGAUUUUACGAAUUUUACUAAGGAUACGAGGAAGAAUACUCUUUAGCAUUAAACUCAAUAUUGUGCCUGUAUACUUGUGAAAGCUAUUUUGUACUGUUUGUGCUUUAUAAAAUAAAAUACAAAAAAGACAAAUAAAAAAAAUAUUACCCUU